Molecule: messenger RNA, 612 nt
Organism: Rosa rugosa (rugosa rose)
Lineage: Eukaryota; Viridiplantae; Streptophyta; Magnoliopsida; Rosales; Rosaceae
Product: anaphase-promoting complex subunit 13-like
Exons: 4
Coding region: 192-383 (63 amino acids)
Biological process (GO): protein K11-linked ubiquitination
Cellular component (GO): anaphase-promoting complex
Source: RefSeq, a predicted model, not a curated record
CUGGGGUGCAACUGUUCAUCCAUCUCUUCCGUUGUGGUGGUCAGAGAUCGACUCGACAGUUGUGCCGUCGUCUUAUUUUCACAAUUGAAGCAGCGGGAUUCCGUGGGUCGUUCGCGUUUCUUAAUCCCAGAUACAAACGAUAAACUUCAAAUUGAACAGAAAUCUUGAUUGGAUUUUGGCUUAAAGCAAUUAUGGCUGAAUUAAACCUGGGUAUACUAAUAGAUGUUGUGGAUGAAGAAUGGAUGAAAGACACUCUUCCUGAUGACGAUCUUCCCCUGCCCCCAAUGCUGGUUAUAAGGACUGAUGACACUGAGGAUUCAAAUCAGGAGACUCGAAAAGUUGAGGGAGAUAGUUGGCAUGAUCUUGCAUUAGGUUCUCAAUGAAUUUUCUUGUCAAAGAAUCAUGUAAGCAGGUGCUUCAUUUAAAGUAAUUGAACUGUUGUCGUAUGGAUGUGUAUAUUUUUAAUUGGAUUAUGAAUGUCAUAUAGAUUUGUUGGACCUCAGGUUGUGGGGGCUAUGUUCCUUUCCUGAAGUUGUUGUGUAACACUAAUUCUGUGAUUAUGUGAGCCGCUGCUAACUGGUUUUGUAUGUUAUCAUUUUUCCUUCACUUUAA